AUGAGUGAUGAUCAACUUCGCAGAAGAGUAUCGAAAGCGUGCGACGCAUGCCGUACAAAGAAAAUCAAGUGCGAUGGAGAUGAACCAUGCUUCAACUGCGCAAAAUCGUCAUGUUCCUGUACAUAUUCCCAUGUGGCGAAAAAGCGGUUGAAACCACCCACACGAGUUUCCAACAGGAAAAUUCUUGCUGACUUGUCGCAGCGUUUAUCCAAACUGGAGAAUAUUCUUUCUCAGAUCAGGGACGAGGCUUGCACCACCAACAAUCAUGCAGAGAAACCCGCAACUUCCGGAUCUGCCUUUCAACCUCAAUCUUUCCAAGUUGACGCUGAUAUGUACGAAUCAGACGAGAGCAGCUCCACAGGAUCGGAUGGACUCGAAGAUCUGAUGAUGCAGCAAGGCUCCCGUUACAGACCCCACUCAGGUAGAAAACAAACAAUAGAACUCCCUCGCUCUAAAGUGGAGCCAGAUGAAACGUCAGAGGCUACCCCAGAUACCAUUGGAGAAUCUCCAGCAAUUCAUGUGAUGGACUAUGAGGAAAAAAACGCUCACCCUACUGCCAAAGCUACAUAUGUAGGUGCUUAUUCCGCAUUUUCGAUGUUCACCCGAAAGGGCGUGGAAUGGGUGCACAAUAAGCUGUUGGGAGGUCCGGAUAUCCUGGGAACCAUUUUGCAAGCGAGGGCUGCGAUUUGUAGCAAAAAUUUCGCUGUGUUCAAUGCUCAUUUUGACAAAACAGGCCUGAUAGACACAUAUGAUUUCCCAGAGCCACAAGCAUGUGAGGUGCUCUUUCAAAACUUCAUCACCCAUGCAGUUCCGGUAUCGCCUGUUGAGAUCGCAUACGAAAUUCCCUCGAUCAGACAGAAGUUCGAAACCUCGCCUAGAACCCUCAACUCUUCUGAACUUUUCCUUGUUGACACUAUUCUGCUCAUUGGCUCCACCAUCCAAUGCCAAAUUUGUCAUAUCCAAAAUGUAGACAACACGAAGUGGACAAUGAUACAGACCCAGAUGAUGCUCAAGACCUUACGGAUGUAUCAACAAACAAGUUUGGCUUACUCGGGGGAUGCACUCGUAUACAUAAAGGGUGUUAUGCUACUGUGCUGGCAAAUUGAAAACUCUUCAGUUCCUCAAUUGGCUUAUCUGCUGUUAUCGACCGCGGUGCGCUUGGCACAGGAGAUGAGCCUACAUCUAAGAGAGGCCUACGACAAGAUUUCUGAUGCGGCAGAAAAGCUGAAACGUCAUACACUUUGGAUUAACCUAUACCGCUUCGAUAUUUAUCUAUCAACUCGUACCGGUAAGCCAUCAUCUAUCCACGAUGGCGAUACGAACUCCUUACAAGACUGGGACUUUUAUCAAUACAUUGAAGCUCAAGAACAGAGUGUCGCUCCGGGUUUGAAAGAUAAUACAUCGGCCAAAGAAUCAAAACAGUUUUUGCCAGCGUUGCGACCAGCAUUAGCAGCGUUUUGCUCGGAGUCGAGAGAAGGUCUCAAUUUUGCUUUAGAGUUUUAUGAGCUGCACCUUGCUCGACACUCAAGAAACUGCUAUCGCCAUCUCUUAAGUUGUAAAGCGCUGGCGGAAAACGACUACAAUUGUAGAUCGAUGCUAGCGCAAAAAUUGAAUCUAGAACUGGACGAGUGGGUGGCAAUGCUACCGGCAUUCAUGAGACCAUCUGGACAGGUUGAAAAUUUGAAAAGUCUUGACAGUUUGCUAAAUUCGAUGCCAGAAAGGUCCAAGACAAAUUCACCCUGGUCUUUUAUCGAGGCGUCGCCUGCAAGUGUAAAGCUUAAAAUUCUCAUAAUGCACAUGGAGUAUUAUUUGAACCUUCUAUACACGAAUUGUGUGUUGAGCAGGAUCCCAUGGCAAACUGAGUCUGACGGCCCGCCCCCAGGAUCCAAGGGUCUCGAAAAUGACGAAAAGUGUACGUUUGCAGCUAGAAUGAUGGUGAAAGUAGCCGGCCUUGUUGUAUCCUCAACCAACCCGAACAUUUCCCUGUGUGGUAAUACGUUAUAUGCGUUUUUAAGCGGGUUCCUAAAUCUUUUCUAUCGCUGCGUUGAAGCCCCCAAAUCGGGCAAGGAAGAUUUGCAACUGCUAUAUGACACAACAAUGCUGUUGGUCGAGACAGCUAAGCGGCAAAGAAAUGGUUACUCAUUGAAAUGGACUGUCAUUGCAUUCGUGGCGCUGAGUUUGAUGAAACUAGGUUCCACAACGUACCGAACCGAAACGAAUGAUUACAGCCUGCCUAUCAAAGACGAGGUCAUCAAAAGUGAACUGAAAGCACUCCAGGGUGUGCUAGCAACUCAACCGCAAGAGACGCUUGUUCACCUGCGUAAGAUAGAUGAAAUGCGGAAUAACUUGAGACCCCCGAGUAGAGCACCUGACGCGUUGAAAGAUAUUUCAACAACUAGUCCUUCCCAAAGAAUCGACAAUUGGCUUGGCGACCAGAGCGUAGCUUUGGGUUACAAAAAUUUCGAACAAAAUGUGCCAGACGGCAAUCUCACGCCGUCAUUUGCCCCCCCAUUGGCGGACUUGCCUAGUUUUCCUUUCCAGGGCAACAUUGCAGAAGAGGUUCCAUUAGACUUGCCGGACACAGAUUUCCUGGACCAGUUCUUUCGUAUGGACGACCCAUCGCUGGACAAAACAUCUAUUUUCCGUUUUUGA
Molecule: messenger RNA, 2652 nt
Organism: Lachancea sp. 'fantastica'
Lineage: Eukaryota; Fungi; Ascomycota; Saccharomycetes; Saccharomycetales; Saccharomycetaceae
Source: the annotation of a GenBank genome assembly